AUGGCUGCUCCGCGUCGUCCCCCUCCAGCUUAUACAGCUCCUGCUGAUUCUGGAGUCCAUGCUACCUCAAAGCUGUACCGAAACAUCUCGGAAACAGCUUCCGAGUCCUCCAAACGAACUCUAGAGUCAUCCUUCACUAUUCGUCCAUGCUCGGGCCAAGCUUGGGUAGUACCAGCCGGACACAUCUGCCGUCUCACAACGCCGAAGGGUCCUCAAGUGGGUGAUCUUAACAUCUGGAAUGCGAAUAACCCUCGCGAAAGACUCUGGGCAGCGCGCACUCGUCAGAUCCACGCCUCCCAUGUCUCGGUUGGUGACCGCCUGUGGUCGAACCUGCCAUACUUGCGCCCUCUAAUUACCAUUACAGGUGAUUCGCUAGCAGGUGGGCAACUUCACGAAGUCUUGGAUGAGGAUGGCAAGCGAAAAGAAGGAAAGGGCUUCGGCACAACGCAGUUCGGAGGGCGCGUGCACGACCUUCUUGGUACCCGUUGUGAUCCUUAUGUGAAUCUGGUCAUGGGUGGGGAAAGCUUCGACUUCCACUGCCACUCUAACCUGACCCGUGCUGUUGCUCCGUAUGGUCUGACAGAGCUUGACGUGCAUGACGUGCUCAAUGUCUUCCAGGUGACGGGACUCGAUGAGGAAGGAAAGUACUUUAUGGAGACUUCUCCUGCAAAGCCGGGAGAGUACUUUGAGUUCUUCGCUGAAGUUGAUGUACUCUGCGCACUGUCGGCAUGUCCUGGAGGUGAUCUGUCAAACUGGGGCUGGGAGGAGAAGGCAGAUAUGGGGGCUACCACACGUCCACUGGGCGUUGAACUGUAUAAGUUGACGGAUUCCAAGGUGCUUGAGGGCUGGAAGGAGCCUGUAAGCCCCAAGUAUGCUGGUAUGCACGGUAUGAAGAUGCCACAGAGGGAGGAUGACGGAUCUGGUUAUGUUGGGCUAUAG
Molecule: messenger RNA, 939 nt
Organism: Aspergillus luchuensis
Lineage: Eukaryota; Fungi; Ascomycota; Eurotiomycetes; Eurotiales; Aspergillaceae
Product: urea carboxylase-associated family protein
Exons: 2
Coding region: 1-939 (312 amino acids)
Source: RefSeq, a predicted model, not a curated record